Cornus florida is the source of this 1886-nucleotide messenger RNA. Its product is annotated as tetrahydroberberine oxidase-like. Gene Ontology annotation, molecular function: oxidoreductase activity; FAD binding. Bases 15 to 1658 code for a protein of 547 amino acids. The transcript has a single exon. Lineage: Eukaryota; Viridiplantae; Streptophyta; Magnoliopsida; Cornales; Cornaceae. The record is from RefSeq and is a predicted model, not a curated record.
GUGGUUAUAAAUAAAUGAGAAAUGUAUUAUUUGUGAAUCAAAAUAUGGGGUUUUCAGCUUUUUGUGUACUCACACUCUCUUAUAUCCUUUUGGUAUCCAUUUCAUUGGCAACUCCAAAUUCUUCAGUUCAUGAGAACUUUCUGAAUUGCUUUUACUUCAAAACAAAUCUUUCUCAGUACCCCAAUUCCCAAGUACUAUUCACUAAAAACAGUUCAUCAUAUUCAUCCGUCUUGCAAUCUGCUGCACAAAACCUCAGAUUCUCGACUGCUUCAACUCCCAAGCCACAACUUAUCAUUAAGCCAAUUCAUGAAUAUCACAUUCAAGCAGCCAUAGUUUGUUCCAAGAAACAUGGCCUGCAAUUACGAGUGCGUAGUGGUGGCCAUGACUAUGAGGGCCUUUCUUAUGUGUCUGAUGUUCCAUUCAUUGUUCUUGAUCUUGCCAAUCUUAGAUCUAUCAGAAUUGAUAUAGAAGAUGAGAGCGCAUGGGUUGAGUCUGGUGCAACUAUGGGAGAACUAUAUUACAGAAUCGCGGAGAAAAGUAAGGUUUAUGGCUUCCCGGCAGGUACUUGUCACACUGUAGGUGUUGGGGGACACUUCACUGGAGGUGGAUUUGGUACCAUAUUCAGAAAAUAUGGCCUAGCAGCAGAUAAUGUCAUCGAUGCUCGGAUAAUUGAUGUCAAUGGCAGAAUUCUUGACAGACGAUCCAUGGGUGAAGAUCUAUUUUGGGCCAUCAGAGGAGGAGGGGGAGAAAGCUUUGGAGUCAUCCUUUCUUGGAAAAUAAAAUUGGUUCCUGUUCCAUCCAUUGUGACCAUUUUUAAUGUUCAAAAGAGCUUGGAACAAGGUGCAACCAAGCUUCUUUACAAGUGGCAAACCAUAGCAGAUAAAUUCCCUGAAGACCUCUUCCUCCAUGCCAUCAUAGGAGUUGUUGAUGCAAGUCAAAAUGCAAAUAAAACAAUAGUAGUUUCUUUUGAUGCUUUGUUUCUUGGAGGCGUUGAGGAACUUCUUCCUCUAAUAAACCAGAGCUUCCCUGAAUUAGGUUUGAAUCACGGUGACUGCACCGAAAUGAGUUGGAUUAAGUCUGUCCUUUACUUUGCCAGCUUCUCAAUCCAGGAAUCCCCUGAUGUUUUGCUUAACAGGACUCAAUCAUCCGUUUCCUUCUUUAAGUCGAAAUCAGACUACGUGAAGGAGCCCAUUCCCGGAUCUGGGCUGCAAGAAUUAUGGAAAAUACUACUUGAAGAUGAAGCUGGAUAUAUGAUCUUUACACCUUAUGGUGCAAAGAUGAGCGCGAUUUCAGAUUCUGAGACUCCUUUCCCUCAUAGAAGUGGAAACAUUUACAAAAUUCAGUACUCGGUUUCCUGGGGCACAGACAAGGAAACAAAGAAGCACAUUUCCUGGAUUAGAAAGCUAUAUACCUACAUGAAACCUUAUGUUUCAAAGUCUCCAAGAGCUGCUUAUAUCAACUAUAGAGAUCUUGACUUGGGAAGGAACAAGAUUGGUAAUACAAGCUAUGCACAAGCUAGCGUUUGGGGUUUGAAGUACUUCAAGAAUAACUUCAAGAGACUGUCACAUGUAAAGACCAAAACUGAUCCAUCCAACUUCUUUAGGAAUGAACAGAGCAUCCCAUUAUUUUCAUUAUGGGAAAAAAAACAGGGGAACUAGAAAUAGCAUAUCAUGUCUGCCUCUAUAAUCAAUAAUAAAGUUAUUAUAUUUGUCAACGAUAAAAUUAAUGUUAAUUCUCUUAAAUAACUUUUUCCAUGUCAAAUGUCUUGUAUCAUGUUGGGAAGUCUUGCCAACAUUUGGCUCCAUCAGUAUGCGGAUUCCAUGUUUCUUGAGGUUGUCAUGUUGUACUCUCUACAAGCAUUAAGACCAAUGUAUCGGCCUUUAAUA